AUGAAUUCCGCAUUAAUAAGUGCGGACAUGAGUCAAUGCACAAAACUCCUAGUCCUCAGUGAUGGCUGUUUCAGUAGAUGCUCCAGAUUGAGCAAUGUAAAAUUACCUCCAAAACUAACGAAAAUUUCAUAUGGAUGUUUUUAUAUUGAUUCUGCUUUAACAAAAAUUGAAUUUCCUGAUACUUUGACAGAGAUUGUGGGUCCUACUCAGACGCAUGGAAGUGUUUUUGGAUCUUCUGGAAUAAAAGAAGUUACAAUUGGCCAAAAUUCUCAAUUGCAGAAAUUGAGUGCAAAUGCUUUUGCAUUCACAAAGCUAGAAUAUUUUCAUAUUCCAUCAAAAUGCUUGCUGCAAGAUGGUUCAUGUUUCCAAGGUUGUCCUAUUAUUGGUAUAUCAGUUGAUGAAAGGAAUACAAAUUAUAAAGUUGAUGGCCAAAUGCUGCUCUCUGGACCUGGAUUUACCAAUCUUGUUUAUGUGAGUUCAAGGUUAACAGGAACAUUUCAAGUUCCUUCUUAUAUCACUUCAAUCGGUAAUUCUGCAUUUAGAGGAUCAAAAUUCAGUAAGAUAAUUUUUUCCACAAAUAUAACUUUUAUUGAUAGUUUUUGUCUUGGAGAAUGCCAAAUUGUCGAUUUCGAAUUUCCUUCUCAAAUAAAAAAUAUUUCAUCUUUUAUGUUUCAAGGAUGUCGAAAUUUAGUGACAGUAAAAUUAACAGAAAAUAUCACAGAGAUCAAAAGUAGUGCAUUCUAUUAUUGUCAAAAACUUAAAAACAUCGUUUUACCAUCUAGUUUGAAGAAUUUAGGAGACACUGCCUUUAUUGGAUGCAUUUCAUUAACAGAAAUAACUCUCCCCAAAAAUUUGGAAACAAUAGGUGAUGGCGUUUUUACAGAAAUUCCUAAUUUAACACUUCAUUCAUUAAGUCCCAAAUUUGUUGUUGACAAUAAUAUGAUGUAUAAGGAUGACAAUAGAACUUUAUUAGUUUAUGUAGGAUCAGAAGAAAAUACAGAUAUUUCUAUUUUAGCCGAGUGUAAUUUUAUUGCUCGAGGAACUUUUGCAGAAAAGAAAAUAAAAGAUGUUUCUUUCAAAAGUUCCAAUGUGGAUUUGGAUAUUACUAUUGGUGAAACUGUUUUCAAAGAAUCAACCAUACAUUCAAUUGUUUUCCCACCAGGUUUGAAAACUAUCUCAAAUAAUGCUUUUGAUAGUUGCUCGCAGCUAAUAAGUGUAACAUUCCAAGGAACAAAAAUUACAACAAUUCCUGGUUCUUGUUUCAUAAAUUGCAAUAUGCUUUCAUCAAUUAUUCUCCCAACAUCUAUUACUUCAAUAGGAGAAUAUGCAUUUGCAAACUGCAAAAAACUUGGAGAUAUUGGAUUAUCUAACUUAAAUUCACUAACAUCUAUUGGAACUUAUGCAUUCUCAGAAAGUGGAUUGACAACUGCGAACUUACCAAGUUCAAUAGAAUCAGUUGGUAUCAGAUCAUUUGCCAAUUCUCAAAUCACAGAUUUCACUAUAUCUUGUAAUAUUCCAAGUAUGUUAUGCCAAUCAUGUACAUCAUUGAUAACACUUACACUCAAUAAUGGUGUCACAGAUAUUGGAACAUAUGCUUUUGAUGGAUGUAUUUCAUUGACGGAUUUCAUAAUUCCAAGUUCAUUAGCUACUAUUCAAGGUUUUGCAUUUCAAUCAUGCGAAGAACUGAGAACAUUGAUAAUGGGAGCUGACUGCACGCUUUCAAAGAUUGAUGGUGGAUGCUUCUAUGGUUGUUAUAAUUUAAAAUCUGUUAAGCUUCCUCAAAAUGAUCAAAGAUAUCGAUUUGAAAAUGGUGCAUUGACAAAUCACGCACAAACAAAACUUAUUCUCUUCCUUCCAUACAGCGGUGUUAAAAAUUUCAUUGUUCCGUUAGAAAUGGAGACUAUCGGAAGUUGUGCUUUCAUGGGAAGUCCAACUCUCUUAAGAGUAUUCUUCAAUGGAAAUAAUAUUAACACUAUCGACUAUCAGGCUUUCAAAGAUUGCAAGAAUUUGAAUUUUGUUUUCUUCUCAUCAUCUAGUAUCUCUCAAAUAGGUACAAAUGCAUUUGACGGAUGCCCUCUUCUUCGCAUGUGUGGAUCAUUUUCAGCGCCACAAGCUGUGCAGGAAAAAAUUAUUAAUAUUGGGAAUAUUCCUAAGAUUGCAUUUUCGGAAGAUUGUGCUUUUGCUAAUUCAUGCAGAGCAAUUAAAAAUAUUGGAAUUCCAUUCUCAUACUUAUAUCCAUUUUUAACUAUUGAAUUGUAA
Molecule: messenger RNA, 2259 nt
Organism: Trichomonas vaginalis G3
Lineage: Eukaryota; Parabasalia; Trichomonadida; Trichomonadidae
Exons: 1
Coding region: 1-2259 (752 amino acids)
Source: RefSeq, a predicted model, not a curated record